This is a messenger RNA of Phanerochaete carnosa HHB-10118-sp, 303 nucleotides long. RefSeq lists its product as uncharacterized. The annotation marks the transcript as partial. The record is from RefSeq and is a predicted model, not a curated record. Lineage: Eukaryota; Fungi; Basidiomycota; Agaricomycetes; Polyporales; Phanerochaetaceae. The transcript has 3 exons.
AUGUCCUCCGACCUUGAACGCUACAUUAGCGAUAACAGUCUCCGGCUGUUUGGCCUCGCAGACCGUAGCAUCAUCGACUAUGUAUUAACUUCAGCAUCUUCCGCGAAGUCUCCUGACGCUCUCUUUUCAAGCCUCCACGCUUCAGGUCUCCCUGAUAUCCCCGACGCCCACCAGUUCAUCAACGAGGUCUGGCAGCGCGCUCCCCGGAAGAGCAAGCACAAGAAGGACAGCACGAGGAAACAGGCCGAGCAAGAGGCCAAAGCGCUCCGCAGUCAGAGAUUCGACUAUCUUCUUGACGAAGAU